AUGGAUCGUGUAGGGAAGAUUAUUUUUUACGAGGACGUAAACUUCAAAGGCCGUUAUUAUGAAUGCACCGCUGACUGUACUGAGCUGAACACCCAUUUCAAUUACUGCAACUCUGUUCGUGUGGAGAGCGGGGCCUGGGUUCUGUUCGAGAAGCCUAACUACUUGGGUUACCAGUACAUCCUGACCAGGGGGGAGUACCCCAACUACCAGUCCUGGAUGGGCUACAAUGAUGCCAUCAGGUCAUGCAGGAUCGUGAGAAAUACCACUGGUUUGUUCAGAGUGCGCGUCUAUGAGCGUCCUGACUUCAGUGGACAGAUGCUGGAGUGCACUGAAGACGUCAACAACCUGCCCGAGCGCUGGCAGCUCCGUGACGUCCACUCCGCCAACAUCCUGGACGGCGCUUGGGUCUUCCACGAGCUCCCCAACUUCCGUGGACGCCAGUACCUGCUGGAGAGGGGAGAGUACCGCCGUUUCAACGAGUGGGCAGCCAUGAGCCCCGCUGUGGGGUCCUUCCGCCGAGUCCAUGAGUUUUAG
Messenger RNA from Sphaeramia orbicularis (orbiculate cardinalfish), 534 nucleotides. RefSeq names its product gamma-crystallin M2-like. The coding region runs from base 1 to 534 and encodes 177 amino acids. Lineage: Eukaryota; Metazoa; Chordata; Actinopteri; Kurtiformes; Apogonidae. The record is from RefSeq and is a predicted model, not a curated record. The transcript has 3 exons. Gene Ontology annotation, molecular function: structural constituent of eye lens. Gene Ontology annotation, biological process: lens development in camera-type eye; visual perception.